Messenger RNA from Hyalella azteca, 2074 nucleotides. RefSeq lists its product as uncharacterized. Gene Ontology annotation, molecular function: DNA binding. The record is from RefSeq and is a predicted model, not a curated record. Bases 43 to 1956 code for a protein of 637 amino acids. Gene Ontology annotation, biological process: protein localization to nucleus; negative regulation of protein catabolic process. Lineage: Eukaryota; Metazoa; Arthropoda; Malacostraca; Amphipoda; Hyalellidae. The transcript is spliced from 8 exons.
UAUUAACAAAAAUUUACAUUUUUUCAGAGUGAUAAUAACAAAAUGGGUGACAGUAUUCCUACAGAUUCUUUAGGUUUACUUGACCAGCUGUUAGAUGAGGUUCACCAGUUACGACUCAUCCUCAAUGGUCGUCUUGGCAGCUUGGAAAACAAUGUGUGCAUGCUGAGUGACACCUGCAAUGGAAUGGCUGCCAAAUUAGAGACUGUGGAGGGACUUGUCCAACUCACAAACGAUACUCUGCUUGGCAAAGAAGCUGGUCUUGCCACUAGCUCAGAGAAGAACAACGUCUUCAACUGCCCUGAUGUUACCCCAGAAACUAAGGACGCCGGGAGUGGUGUAUUGGCCACAUCAACUGGUGUACUGCGACUGCCUGGCGUCGAACAAUACCCUGAUGGCACAUGGCUUGGUGAUCCUGACGUCGCCAGCAGGAGAGUCAGGAGCCCCAUUACACCUCAGAAUCUUCUUCACAUCAACUCGACGUGCAUGACGGCAGAGAAGAUGGCGCUCACACUCCUGGAUUACCUCUUCAGUAGAGACGAGCUGGCGUCAUCCAACAUCUCAGGGCGAAGCCGGAACAACAAAAAGCAGCUGGAUCCAAUGAUGGUGUAUGGAAUUCGUUGUCACCUGCAGUACAAAUUUGAAAUUACCACCAAGGAAUGGAACCGCAUAUGUCAAAACAUGGACUCCAAAUGCCGGUCGGCUUUUAAGAGGAAGCAGAAGCUCCAGCACAAUCUUGGAUCUCAAAAUCCAACUAAGGUUAUCAAGGUGUGCCACACGCCUAUACGCUCCAAAGAACCCUCCCUCUCGGAUGACAUUGGCUUCGAUUUUGACCAGCUACAUUCUGCAAACUUGGAUCUCAGUUGUGUCAAGGUAAUGACCGACAGCCCGUGUGAGCUUCGCAUUCUGCACCCGAGCCCUGGCAGCCUGGAUGCUCUGCCAGACUCGCACGAGAUCGUCCUUGCCGAGGACGGCAUGUUGUCUUCUGCUGUAGACGGAAAGAGUAGCAACGGACUGAUAAUGAGCAGUCGCCGUGAUGCGGGACAUAGCAUCAACUUGUCCCCUAUCACGAUGACGACAGACUCUAUCACAUUGUCUGGUGGUAACUUACAUCACAAUCCCGUGUUGGCAACAUCCAUCGUACAUCAACCAACAGGCAUGAACACGUCCUUUGUAGCCUCGCCCCUUGCAGCUUGUGCGCCCACCAUUCACAGGAACCAGCAUCAUGAACGACACUCGGUAGGAAGGAACGCGUCUCAAUGCUCUGUGCUGCAGUCACCUCUUAUGUCAAGUGUGCCUCAAAGUUGUAGACUUGAAGCCCAUGAAGUGUCAUCAGAACUUGAUGGUUGUCGCGUAGUCACUACAGAAUUAGACGGUUGUCGUGUGGUCACUACAGAACUGGGUGGAUGCCGCGUCACAACAGAACUUGACGGUUGCCGUGUAGUGUCUACAGAGCUUGAUGGUUGUCGUGUCGUGACAUCUGAGCUUCAGUCAUGCCCGACACCAUUGUCAUGUCCUUCGUUAUCGUUAUCGGAGUGUGACGUCGAGCACACGACAGACGAAUUAUCAGGAGCCGCGUCGCUGGAAGAUGACACUUCGGAAGGAGUUAUUGUCAUCGCAGGGGAGCCCUCAAGCGAUGACGGCGACGGUAUUCUAGAAAUUGGCGUUGGCGACACGUUGUCCCACCACAAUAUACAGGAUCACUCCCCUUCGUGUAGCCCUUCACCCCCGCCAUAUAAACUUUUAUCUCAUCCUUCAUCUUCGUUUUCUGCUUCUCUUUCGCUUCCUUCAUCGAGCAUCAAGGACGAGAUGGACGGCCAGGAUAUUUCUGAUGACCUGGACGAGUCGAUGCACAGCAUCCACCAGUCGCCUUUACACCAUCUCAGUAUAGGCAGCCUCGCCGUCCUCAGGACUAAAGAGGAACUUAGCGUUAAGAGUGAAGGAAGUUUGGAUAGUUGAUAUCUUGCUCCGGAUCUGCGAUAAUUCCAUAGCUUUUUAUUUUAAAUAAAUUUUUAAAAAAUUUAGUAUUAAUUUACCAAAGACAUGAAUGCUAGUAUUUUAGGUGGUGUAUAUUUGC